UUAGCGGAGAGAAUCCGGACCCUAUUACCCAUAUUUGUCUCUUCGCCUCCCCACCCGGAUACCCGUCAGCCCGUUAUUUGUCUCUGAGUACGAUGAGGUCUCUGGUCGAAUUCGAUCGAUAACAGCAUAGCAUCAUUUCAAAGCUCUCCAUUCUCGCCAUGCGUACGUUAGCAGCGCAACUCAGUACUUAUUUGUUAAAAAGCAAACCAGGGAAUGUGCGAUCUCGCAAUUUCUGUUCAUCAUACUCUGGAAGAGAUGAGCUUGCCAUGGAAAAGGAGGCUGAAAGAAAAAUAGGAUGGCUACUGAAACUAUUGUUUGCUGGGACUGCAUCAGUUGUUGCUUACCAGUUCUUUCCAUACAUGGGUGACAAUUUGUUGCAACAGUCAGUGUCACUUCUUCAAGUCAAGGAUCCCUUGUUUAAAAGGAUGGGAGCAUCUAGAUUAGCGCGUUUUGCAAGAGACGAUGAAAGAAGAAUGAAGAUAGUGGAGAUAGGUGGGGCUCAAGAACUUCUAAAUAUGCUGGGGGCUGCUAAGGAUGACCGCACGCGGAGGGAAGCUUUGAAAGCUCUUGCUGCCUUGUCGCCCUCUGAUGAAGCUGUGGGAGCUCUGCAUCAUGCCGGAGCAAUCUCAGUUAUCCAAUCUACCCCAGAUUCGUCGGGGGACACAGAAGUUGAGAAAUAUAAACUGAGCUUGAUUAAGAGAUUCCAAGAUCUAAGAUACGAUAUUCCAUCUUAAUAUGUCAGUCAGAUGGAAACCGCGGGGGUUGAAAAUUGAGAUACACUUGUUAUGGAAAGGGCUGCGGGUUGUUUAACUUGUGCGCCUUUUGGCGUUCUAUCAAUGUCAUAUGCUUUUCUCAUGAAUGAAAUAAUUAUUGAAGUAUCUGAACUAAUCAAAUGCAUGUUUGAGGUUUUAA
This is a messenger RNA of Cornus florida, 912 nucleotides long. RefSeq lists its product as uncharacterized. The record is from RefSeq and is a predicted model, not a curated record. Bases 159 to 734 code for a protein of 191 amino acids. Lineage: Eukaryota; Viridiplantae; Streptophyta; Magnoliopsida; Cornales; Cornaceae. The transcript has 6 exons.